AAAUAACAAACGCCCAGAAUCAACAGAAAGCACUCAAAGCAAACGCAACAUAUCAGGAGGAGGAAAAGAGGAGCUCGUUCCAUUGAAAUUGCGGACAUCCGUGAGAAUCGAAAACCCGUUUUGGGCUAUGGGUUCCACAAAUGGGCUCAUUAAUGCCCAAGGGAAGCAGCCCCUUCUUUCAUUUGGGGUGAUAUCAGACGUCCAAUAUGCUGAUAUUCCCGAUGGCCGUUCAUUCCUUGGUGUUCCCCGGUAUUAUAGACAUAGCAUUUUGGUGCUACAAAGGGCUAUACAGAAAUGGAACCGCCAGAAUCCUAAAUUUGUUAUGAAUUUUGGAGACAUCAUUGAUGGGUUUUGUCCAAAAGAACAAUCUUUCAAUGCUGUUAAGAAAUUGGUUGAGGAAUUUGAUAAUUUCAACGGAGCUGUUUAUCACAUGAUUGGCAAUCAUUGUCUAUACAAUCUUCCUCGGGAUAGAUUGCUUCCCCUUUUACGAAUCCAUACUCAUGAUGGUCAUGCCUUUUAUGAUUUUUCUCCGAUUCCUGAAUACAGAUUGGUAGUUCUUGAUGGCUAUGAUAUCAGUGCCAUUGGCUGGCCCAAGGAUCAUCCAAAAACAAUUGAAGCCUUAAAAUUCCUCUCUGAGAAGAAUCCCAAUUCGGACAAGAAUAGUCCAAAUGGACUGACAGAUCUUGACAGACGGUUCUUGAUGUUUAAUGGAGCUGUUGGGAAAGAACAGUUGGAAUGGUUGGAUGGUGUCCUUUUGGAUGCAACCAAGUCAAAUCAAAAGGUAGUAAUCUGCUGCCACCUGCCUCUUGAUCCCGGUGCAUCAUCUCGCGAAGCUUUAUUGUGGAACUAUGAUGAAGUAAUGGAUGUAAUACAUCGAUAUAAUUGUGUCAAAGUCUGUCUGGCGGGACAUGAUCACAAAGGUGGACAUUCGAUAGACUCCCAUGGUGUUCAUCAUCGAGUGCUCGAAGCAGCAUUGGAGUGCCCCCCAGGUACAGAUGCUUUUGGGUGUAUAGAUGUAUUUGAUGAUAGGCUCUCACUAUCUGGAACUGAUAGAAUGAAGAGUACUGAAAUGAUUUUCUCUUAGUUGACAAAGGCAAUAUAAGGAAGUUUAUAGAGGUAUUGACUCUUACAUUUAUGUUCACGCAUACAUUAUAUGAUAUGGUUUCUGCCAAUCCAUCUAUAAUCCGGAUUCCGGAGAUCCUUCCUUGGAGUACAGAAUUAAAGCUUUCGGUAGUUGAUGAUCCUUUUACUCCUUGCAGAAAGGCAUUAGUGAUAGUGAUAUCUUUAUACCAGUUGUAACCAUAUAUGGAGAACCUUUUUCCAUUGACAUAAUUAACAAGAAGUUUAUUAAGUAUUAAUGAACUUCACAUUUUGAUAUCUUGUAAUGCUCAUGAGGUAGCUUGUUGCAGAAAAUACCCAGUAGUCUCUGUUACUAAGUGAUUACUUCAAUUAGAUGUCAUAAAUAUCAGGGAUAAGCCGUUAAGGAUUUAUAUUCAUGCUCAAUUUUACUUUCUG
Molecule: messenger RNA, 1515 nt
Organism: Oldenlandia corymbosa var. corymbosa
Lineage: Eukaryota; Viridiplantae; Streptophyta; Magnoliopsida; Gentianales; Rubiaceae
Source: the annotation of a GenBank genome assembly